CCGCGGCAGCUCCGCCGAUCCCGGAGGAAGCAGAAGCGGAGCGAGGGGCGGCCGUCGGGGCCGCUGCCCGCUUCCCCGCCGCAGGGGUGUGCGGGGCGGCGGCGGGCAUCGCCGCGGGUGCGCGGAGCGCGGAGCGGAGCUCGGCGCCGCCUCCAUGUUCCAGCUGCCCAUCCUCAAUUUCAGCCCGCAGCAGGUGGCCGGGGUAUGCGAGACCCUGGAGGAGAGCGGGGACAUCGAGCGCCUGGGGCGCUUCCUGUGGUCCCUGCCCGUGGCCCCGGCGGCCUGCGAGGCCCUCAACAAGAACGAGUCGGUGCUGAGAGCCCGGGCCAUCGUGGCCUUUCACACAGGGAACUACCGGGAGCUGUACCACAUCUUGGAGAACCACAAGUUCACCAAGGAGUCCCACGCCAAACUGCAAGCCCUCUGGCUGGAAGCGCAUUACCAGGAAGCGGAGAAGCUGCGGGGCCGACCCCUGGGGCCGGUGGACAAGUACCGCGUUAGGAAGAAGUUUCCGCUGCCCCGCACCAUCUGGGACGGCGAGCAGAAGACACAUUGCUUCAAGGAGCGGACGAGGCAUUUGCUGAGGGAGUGGUACCUGCAGGACCCUUACCCAAACCCCAGCAAAAAGCGGGAACUGGCUCAGGCCACGGGACUUACCCCCACGCAGGUGGGCAACUGGUUCAAAAACCGCAGGCAAAGGGACAGGGCAGCUGCCGCCAAGAACAGGCUACAGCAGCAGGUCCUAACGCAGGGCUCCAUGCGGUCGCUGCAAGCAGAGGAGGAGAGCGGCGGGGAGGUGGGGGGAGCCGCCUCCAGCCCCGCAGCCAGCCUCUCCAGCAAAGCGGCCACCUCCGCCAUCUCCAUCACAUCCAGCGACAGUGAAUGUGACAUCUGACACCACCGCCAUGACAAACUGGGGGGAGCGGGAGGUCCAGAUAACCGGUGCCUGCCUGCCUGCCUGCCCACACGGCCGGAACAGUGGGGUUUAUAAUCGUCCGACCGCGGUCCCCACACCCGAGGUAUGGGGAGCUCCCCAGCCGCACGCCUCUCGCCCGUACCUCCCUCCCAGGCCUGCAGCAGACUGCAUUAAAAAACGUGAUAAAAAUCGUUGUCGCCUUUAUUUCGAGAGAUCUGCAGAAUUGAUGUCUUAAAAAAAAAAAAAAAAAGGAAAAGAAAAGAAAGAAAGAAAGAAAGAAAUUCCACAAAACGUAAAAAUAUAGAUACCCGAUCCCCCCAAAUGCUAAGUUGCAAAAUAUCUGAGCGCCUGCCCUUACCCCGCGGGGGUGUUUAAUGUUGAAAAGACGCUGUUCUUUUGGUUGGGUUUUGCUUUACUUUAAAGUUUGGGGUUUGGGAUUUUUUUUUUUAAAUAUAAAUAUAUAUAUAUAUAUAAUGUUUAUUUACUUAUUUAAGGGAUUGCUAUGGUAGAUUUUUUUUUCUAUGAUUAUUAUUAAUUAUUAUUAUUUUUUGGCUUGUUCUCUAUGUGCACAGGUGACUUGUAGAGCAUGUGCAGGACGAAACUGUAUGAAGCAGCCUAAACCCAUAAUAAAAUAUU
This is a messenger RNA of Pogoniulus pusillus (Red-fronted tinkerbird), 1552 nucleotides long. It is a transcript of the gene SIX6, whose product is annotated as SIX homeobox 6. Lineage: Eukaryota; Metazoa; Chordata; Aves; Piciformes; Lybiidae. The record is from RefSeq and is a predicted model, not a curated record. Gene Ontology annotation, molecular function: RNA polymerase II cis-regulatory region sequence-specific DNA binding; DNA-binding transcription factor activity, RNA polymerase II-specific. The transcript is spliced from 2 exons. Bases 155 to 895 code for a protein of 246 amino acids. Gene Ontology annotation, biological process: eye development; regulation of transcription by RNA polymerase II. Gene Ontology annotation, cellular component: nucleus; transcription regulator complex.